GUCACUUCUAAAAUAGAUAGAGGAAAUAGAAACUACUCUCACACUUGCACAGGAGACUCACUCUCUGCUGUCUCUCCCAAGACGCAACCUCACUCUCUUUCUCUCCCAAAACACAACCUCACUCUCUUUCGCUCCCAAAACACAACCUCACUCUCUUUCUCUCCCAAGACUCACUCUCUCUCUGAAAUAGAAAAGAAAAUGGUGAAAACCGCGGUUGCACCGGAAAGUCGUGAUAUGGAUAGGUGGGAACCGAUAGUCCUCACAUUCGACUACGAAUGGCAUAAAUGCGGUCCGUGUGCGGAGCCUUGCAUUUUUCCUUACGGAUAAUGAUCAUCUCAGAAAACGGCGUUUACGUUUAUUUGUCUACCAUGUUGAAAAUCUGAUAGAGCUUUGAUAUUGAUUUCCACUCUCCUGUGGCUCUUGUAGUUCUUCCUACCUCUACUUGUUUUGGUGCAACAUCGUUGAUGUCUUUGUCACAAAUCCCACUGCUGUUGUUGCUACUCACCAUAUCGAAAUAAACGUUCCGGUCCUAGAUAAGCCGAGCGCGCAGGCUUUUGAAGCGUGGUGUGCUGCUUUUCGCCUGGCUCCCGAAGGGGGCACAUGGCAAUCAGGGGGCACACUAAGCCCUAAGCUCCUCCUCCUCUAAUCCCACUGUUGUUGCUGCUACUUCUGUAGUCCUUGCGGCAAAUGCUACGCACCGAUGACCCCCUGUAUGAGUCAGCGGGAUAAAGGCAUCCGAGCACACAAUCGCGUACACGAAGCUUAUGCUAGGGACGGCGUUUAUGGGAAAGGCGCGAUCUGCGUUAGCUUCGUGUGGGAAGAGACCGAGAAGGGAUUGAAAAUGGUACUCAUGAUGUCGAGGUAUUUUUUCUCCAUCUCAAGUACUGAAAAGCCUGUCCUCAUCUUUUCACAAUCUCAAUUUUUCGCUUUCGGCUUAGCAGAUGCUGUGACAGAAAUCGUGCUAAGCACAACAUUCUUUUUCUUUCCUAGUACCAUUCUAAUUUUCUUAUUGCAAUGGCAUAUAAAUUUCCACGCUCUGCUUCACCUCCACGACCGCUUCUUUUCCUUCUCAUCCUAAACCCAGAUCGAGAUCUUCCGCAACGUUGACGCCGCUGAGGCCUAUUACACGCACUUCAUGUCGGAUAAGGUUUUUGUCUUGAGUCUGCUGGCGAACUUGCCGUUUAGACAAAAAGCGGGACCGACUGCCGCUUGCUCAGACGGCAACGUCAAGGCCUACGUCACAGUCCCCUCAGGCGGAAUGGACCAAUUUUUCGAAAUCGGGAAGCAGACUUCACAGUAUUGAAAAUGUUAAACUGGAACCUUCUUCCUUCUACGACAUCAAUUAGUCCGUCCGUCAAGGGCCCUACAACUGCCUGACAGAUAACGUACAAGCAUUCAUGAAUUAUAGAAGUCAUUCGUUAUCUAUCCUCAUUCACCAAACCUGCACAAAGGUACAACCACCUAAAGGAUGGCAAGUGUCCAAUUGAAAAGUGGGAGACGGCGCCUUCGAAGGAGGAGCUAGAAGAGCAGUUUGGCAAGUUUCAUUUCGGGUUCAUCACCGAUUCAACGCUGGCGGAAACUGAUACAGGUGCCAAGCCUGGUGAUGCACCGCCACAGCAGACGAUGAAGUGA
Molecule: messenger RNA, 1632 nt
Organism: Amoebophrya sp. A25
Lineage: Eukaryota; Dinophyceae; Syndiniales; Amoebophryaceae
Source: the annotation of a GenBank genome assembly